Messenger RNA from Osmia bicornis bicornis, 3001 nucleotides. RefSeq names its product ubiquitin-conjugating enzyme E2 H (gene UbcE2H). The transcript is spliced from 5 exons. The record is from RefSeq and is a predicted model, not a curated record. Gene Ontology annotation, biological process: protein polyubiquitination; ubiquitin-dependent protein catabolic process. Lineage: Eukaryota; Metazoa; Arthropoda; Insecta; Hymenoptera; Megachilidae. Gene Ontology annotation, cellular component: nucleus. Gene Ontology annotation, molecular function: ubiquitin conjugating enzyme activity. The coding region runs from base 621 to 1184 and encodes 187 amino acids.
AGAGGUAGCAGCAAGCAAGAGAGCAGUACAGAAGCGGAAUCAGAUGUAGUGAAGUCUGUGAGUUGACAGUGGGGUGCACGAGAACAGGCGUUUCAUAGCGGUGGAGGCGGAGGAGGUUUAGGGGAAAGAAUUGUUUUCUGUGUGCGCGAGAAACGUGUCGAACAGUAAAAGUCUCUGAACGGGAAUCAUUGGUUGGUGGUGGUGAAAUGAUCCUCUAGCCCGAGGAUUUUGACUUGGUCCGCUCGGACAAAGAGGAAUACAAUUUGUAUAUCGCUACACAUCGACGGAUCCUACGCUCGUUCAUCCAUAGAAAACAUCAUCAAACGCUGACGUCGCAAAAUUCGUCUGGUGUCGUUUUCCUUCGUGGUGAGCGUCGAAGAUUCAACGACUGACUAGCGACCAUCACGCGCGCGUGUCUUUGUUUUUUUUGUUUCUCAAUAAACUUGCUCGCAACGGGUGAAACAGUGUGUUAUAUCACAGUGGUGAAAGACUGAUAUUGUUGUGUGUAUUGCUGUGAUAAAUAAUCGGUAGCAGUCAGAGGCCCUUCCUAAACGACGAUCGAGCUCAGCUGAUUCAAGGACUUGCUGCGAAGGGCUCUGCUGCGAUAAUAGACGAUAAAUAUGUCGUCCCCCAGCGCUGGAAAACGACGUAUGGACACGGACGUUCUCAAAUUAAUAGAAAGCAAGCAUGAGGUGACGAUUCUAGGAGGAUUAAACGAAUUUUCCGUGAAAUUCUACGGUCCAAGGGGCACACCUUACGAGGGUGGAAUAUGGAAGGUGAGGGUUCACUUGCCCGAGCACUACCCCUUCAAAUCUCCUUCGAUCGGCUUUAUGAACAAGGUGUACCACCCUAACAUUGACGAAGUCUCUGGCACAGUGUGUCUAGACGUAAUAAACCAGGCUUGGACUGCCCUUUACGAUUUAUCGAAUAUUUUCGAGUCUUUCCUGCCCCAAUUGUUAACAUAUCCUAAUCCAAUUGACCCCUUAAAUGGCGACGCCGCGGCCAUGUAUCUACACAAACCUGAGGAGUACAAGAAGAAGGUAGCAGAUUACGUGAGGAAAUACGCGACGGAGGAGGCGUUAAGGGACCAGGAGAACGGCGGUACUGAGAACGGAGUUUCGUCCGACAGCGAGUCUUCGAUGAGCGAUUUCAGCGAGGACGAAGCACAGGACAUGGAGUUGUAACCAAAUAUUUUACCAUCCGUACCCAUAUCCUUAAUCUCGAUUCCCUGUAAACACUCCGAUCGCUCGUCCUACCAAAUAGAUGCUUACAUUCGAACCAUCAGACGGUGUUCGCCGUCUGUUUAGCCGACAUGGCACUCUCGUCACUUCGUUUCCUAGGGAACACGUUUCAACUGCGACCAGAUUGUUGUUAAAUUAUUAUUCGGCAGGUAAACGAAACAGAAAGGAAGCGUUUAAAAAAAUGAACAGCAAAUGGAUGAUGAACAAAAAGAGAAUAUCGCUUUUGGAGUUUUCAACGAGAGAGGAUUCUUUCUUUUUUUUUUUAAUUUUUUUAUUAAUUCCAAAUUGGAUAGCAUUCUGGUUGAACAAUUACUGUGAUCGACGACGAUUAAAGCUUUUGUUUAAUAUCUUUUUUUUUUUUUAUCGCACUUGGUUGUUGUUCCUCCUCGUUGUGGAUUUUAUUUUCUCUCUUUCUUUUUAAAUCGUGCAUCGAAGUUGUAGGAACGUUGUUAAAAUUUCGUUUACCAACUGUUGCAAUUCGUGUUACGUUGUGUUUUAGUGCGCUUUGUUAUUCGUACACGUGCCGAGAAUAAUUACACUUGGCACCGUGUGCAGGGUGUUUGAAAAGAUUUUAAUGGAAAUCUGAGGGAUAUGGUACUUAUCAGAAGAUAGGAAAAAUGUUUAAUACCAUCUCUGUCUAUCGUAAAGACCAUUUGAUAAUUUUCAUUUCUUACUGAAAAGAUUAACAGAAUAAUUAGGAAUUUGAAAGAAAUAUUUUUAAGGAUAUUUCAAUCUUAACGCUAUGACUACCUAAGGGACUGUUAACAGAAUUAUGUCAAUUAUGAUUGAUUCUAAAUUUUAAUUAUCAUUUGAUAUAGGUAAGAAAAUAAUACCAUAAGCUAGUUAAAAACAACAAAGUGUUAAAACUUAGAAUCCUUCUACUAUGGCAAUGAAUGUAUUAAACAAUUUUCUAAGUACCAUGAAUAUUACCUCUCUUCUCGAACACCUUGUACAUUUAGCAUCAAUUUCAUUUUAACGAACUUGAAUGAAAAAUUUUUGUAGAGUAACGACUCUUUUGUUGCCUUCACGAAACGACAGUCUCGACAGUAAAUAGAAAAGAAGAUAAAGGUAUACUGAAACACAGGGUGCAGGGUCGAUGAUGUUAUUCUUAUCCCAUUUUAUUCUAUUUCUCAUGAACAAUUUCUUUUUUUCUUUUCUGUCGAUGAAAGAAUGUUAAAAAAUAAUUGGAAAAUGGGUACUAGGUCCAUCUUCCUUAUCAUUGUUCUAUCACAAUCCCUGAACGUUUCCCUCGUAGGGCGCAGCAACCGGGGCAUGCUUCGACAGUGUUGAAGACAGGUCUGCGUUGUAAACGUCGCUUAAGUAACGAUCUUAAUGUCGGAUUGUCCCAACCGCAGUCGAAAUCUGCACGCUCAACGAUUCUCGACGGAAGAGAACGAAUCAACGGUGACCCCUGUCAAUACGACACGUCAUUCUGUCAUCAGACCGAACCGAAUUCAUCGCGAAUUAUCAGAGACGAAGAUGGUACGUCCACGGCGGAAGUGCACCAUAUGGACGUUGAUCCGGCGGACGGAAGUAGAAGCGGCAAUUUGGAUAGAAACACGAUUUAACGCGAAAAAUCUCUCCUGGUGAUGUCUCUUUAUAUAAUAUAUAUAUUUUAUUAUAACUGUCUGAUUUAGAACGGCGAUUAUUGUUUGUACAGUUGUAUGCGUUUUAUCUCCCCACACCCUCGUGAUACUCCCUCAUUUAUUAUUCAAAAUUUCUUAAUAAGUUGAAAUGUUUUAAUUUUUUUUUUUUUUUUU